This is a messenger RNA of Ascochyta rabiei, 1065 nucleotides long. RefSeq lists its product as uncharacterized. Lineage: Eukaryota; Fungi; Ascomycota; Dothideomycetes; Pleosporales; Didymellaceae. The transcript is spliced from 2 exons. Gene Ontology annotation, molecular function: arylformamidase activity. The coding region runs from base 1 to 1065 and encodes 354 amino acids. The record is from RefSeq and is a predicted model, not a curated record.
AUGGUCUAUGACGACGUCGCCCUCCUUUCGUUUAGCCUUUGCUUACAGAUACCGGGCAAAAUGCGCCUCAACGCCAAUGGUGACCGAGACAGCUUUCCAAAACGUGCUCAACUUCCCGUUGUGGCGGGCACACCAGAAGGCUCAGCCUGGUUCUGGGGCGGCAACGAUGAGCUGGGCCGUCUCAAUCUCCUAACACCUGAGCGCAUAUGCAAGGCAACACAUGAAAAUGUCAAGACCGGGUGUGUCAUUGCGCUCAGCCUGCCCUUGUGUGAACCCGCGCCUCCAUUAUUCGGGCGAAGACCUAUCGAGCACAAGAUCAAGUCAAUCGGCAAAGGCGCGUUCGACGACGAGAUCACGAUCAACACACAGUCGAGUAGCCAAUGGGACGGUUUUCGGCACUUCGCCGAUCCCAAGUCAGGGUACUUCUACAAUGGCAUCGUCUCUGAGGAGAUUGAAGGAGACGAUGAACUCGACGAAGGUGGCCCAGAGAUAUCAAGAAGACUCGGCAUUGACGCCUGGGCGAGACAUGGAAUAGUUGGACGUGGUGUACUGCUUGACAUAUAUGACUGGUCGCAGCAAAACAGCUCUUAUGAUCCGUUCACCGAACAUCUCAUUACGACAGCAGACUUAAAGGCAUGUGCCAAAUCGCAAGGUCUUACCUUCCAGACAGGAGACAUCAUCUUAAUACGUACAGGCUGGCUCUACAAGUACAACGCUCUAACGACCGAGGAUAAGGAGGAUCGCAGUAAAUGGGAUGUCAUGACGCACCAGUACGCUGGACUGGAAGCCUCAGACGACAUGAAGGACUUUCUGCACGACUCAUACUUUGCGGCUGUUGUGAGCGAUAACGUUAGCCUUGAAGCUUGGCCUCCAGCAAGCUUUGAGGCAAGCUUGCAUGCUGCUCUACUUCCGCUCUGGGGUAUGCCGAUUGGAGAACUAUGGGAUCUUGAAAGUUUGAGUCGACAAUGCCGCCAGGAGAAGAGAUGGACCUUCCUGCUGACGAGUGCGCCAACAAACGUUCCUGGUGGAGUGGCAAGUCCACCGAACGCAUUGGCGUUGUUUUGA